UUAUAAAUCAAUGUUUAAUAUGUAAUCUCUUUUAUUUAAUAAAAUUUUUAAGUUAAAAAAUAAAUUUAAUAUUUUUUAAUUUUUAAAAAACCCUAAAUAAGAGACCUGCAAUGGAGGUAUACAAAUCUUAGAUUUCUUAAUUAACUCUCUUAACUAACUUGAACCUUAAAGUACUAUUAAAAAACUAAUAAGAGACCCAUAAUGGGUCUCAGGGAUGUUGAUGCUCUUAGCUGCUCGUGGUGGCUCCCGCAAGCGAGGAAUUGUUCCGCGCUUGAACUCUUUUAGCAUUUUUCCAGUUGCAGAAGAUUGCUGUCCUGUCCUGCAGAACUGUAAUGCCCGUAAUGAGAGAAUCAGCUCUCACCACUCUUCAACAGCGUUUGUGAUAUCGUCUCUCGUGGCGGAAGGACUAGCAAUACGCGCAGCGAUGGAAUCAGCCAUCGAAUCUCAGAUGUCUCGGGUGAUCUUUGAAUCCGACUCCUUGCAAUUGGUGACGGCUAUUGUGGAGGGAUCGAAUUACUCUGAGGCUCAUGGCAUCCUAUCUGAUAUCUAUCACCUCUCAACUUGUUUUGAAUCUGUUUCCUUUCGAUUUUGUCGCCGUGAUCGUCUAUGUUUCGAAGACACGGUUGCAAAAAACGCUUUAGCUAACUCUGUACUAAACCGGAUCUCUGAACCCGGUUCAAUUGAGUAA
Eruca vesicaria subsp. sativa (arugula) is the source of this 688-nucleotide messenger RNA. The record is from the annotation of a GenBank genome assembly. NCBI's taxonomy places the organism in Eukaryota, Viridiplantae, Streptophyta, Magnoliopsida, Brassicales, Brassicaceae.